AUGUCGCUCCCGGGCCUAGAGCUAACGCAGCCAUUGGAUGACAGGUCGCAGGUCCCUGCACUGCCAUCCCAGAUCACCUUGGCCCCAUGUUCGGAGUGGCGGUUUGAAGUCGCAUUUGGUCACAUUAUCAAGGUCAAGCUUCUCAAUGGGACCGCUGAGCUUUUUGGUACAGAGCUAGCGGAAUCGCAAAGCUACACAUUCACGGGCACAAAGGCAGCAAUCUACACAUGGCAUGGCUGCGCGCUAGAAGUCACCGCGGUCGAUUCACCACCAACAACAUCUGAUGGAGUCACCCCGACACUGGGCCAUGGUGCAGGAGGGUGCCAGAGCGAGUACACAGCCGAGGAGACCCCAAUGAUGGAAUACGCCAACAUUCACUUUGCGCUGGAGACAUUGCGGGAAGAGGCGCAAUCAAUCGGCAAGGAUGGCCCGCGCGUGCUCCUGCUCGGCUCUGAAAAUACUGGAAAGACCACUGUGGCUAAGAUCCUGACUGCAUAUGCGACGAAAAUCGGCCGCCAGCCACUGGUUGUGAACCUCGACCCGACAGAGGGCAUGUUGAGCGUCCCUGGCACACUGACCGCGACUGCAUUCCGUACCAUAUUGGACGUUGAGGACGGCUGGGGAAGCAGUCCCAUGUCUGGGCCCAGUCCCGUACCAGUCAAGUUACCGCUUGUGUACAGCUAUCCGAUGAAAAAGCCCCUUGACGGCGAAGGCGCUGUCUACCGAUCAAUUGUAUCGCGUCUCGCGCUCUCUGUUACGGGUCGUAUGGCAGAGGACGAGGAUGCGCGCGAAACAGGAAUUAUCGUUGAUACCCCCGGAAUCCUCGGUUCAGACAAGCCCGGCAGCAUGGAACUUAUCAACCACAUUGUCACCGAGUUUGCGAUUACCGUCAUCCUAGUCCUGGGCUCAGAGCGCCUGUACAGCACUGUCGCAAAACAAUACGACAAUAAGCCCAGCUCCAGCGCAACAGCUGCCGUCUUCGACGAACACGUGUCCGUCAUCAAGCUGACCAAAUCCGGUGGCUGUGUUGACCGUGAUGAAGCCUUCCGCAAGGCAACCCGCGAGUCUCAAAUUCGCUCUUAUUUCUUCGGCAAUCCUAUCCCACUCUCCUCUCCCUCUUCCGCCAUCACUCUCUCCCCUCAUGCACAACAACUUGAUUUCGCCGCCCUCUCUGUUUACAACUACACCCUAACCUCAACCGACGAUGAAGAUGAAGACGAAUACGACCCCUCCCAGCUGGGAACAGGCGAUUCAUUCCUCCCUGGGGGCGGUAUAAAUGAUUACACCCAAGAACAAAAGCAAGACCCAGACCGCGCCGCCCCCUCCCUGGUGUCCAACGGCAGCAACAUUCCGCUGAAAAAGGUCCUUCCCCCUGCUCCUUCUACUCUGGCCAAUACCCUCCUUGCCAUUACUCAUGUUCCCACCACCGCAUCCCCAUCUGAAGUCCGCGACGCGAGCAUCAUGGGCUUCUUGUAUGUCGCCGAUGUAGAUGCGGACAAGGGCAAGAUCCGUGUGCUUGCACCUGUUGGCGGAAGAAUGCCCUCGCGUGCUAUUAUCUGGGCAAAGCGUUGGCCUGGUGAGUUGGUGGGAUUGGUUGGUUAG
This is a messenger RNA of Penicillium paradoxum, 1602 nucleotides long. RefSeq names its product cleavage polyadenylation factor subunit CLP1. Gene Ontology annotation, biological process: tRNA splicing, via endonucleolytic cleavage and ligation. Bases 1 to 1602 code for a protein of 533 amino acids. NCBI's taxonomy places the organism in Eukaryota, Fungi, Ascomycota, Eurotiomycetes, Eurotiales, Aspergillaceae. The transcript has 3 exons. Gene Ontology annotation, cellular component: mRNA cleavage factor complex; nucleus. The record is from RefSeq and is a predicted model, not a curated record. Gene Ontology annotation, molecular function: polynucleotide 5'-hydroxyl-kinase activity.